Nasonia vitripennis (jewel wasp) is the source of this 8951-nucleotide messenger RNA. It is a transcript of the gene kcc, whose product is annotated as solute carrier family 12 member 4. Gene Ontology annotation, cellular component: membrane. NCBI's taxonomy places the organism in Eukaryota, Metazoa, Arthropoda, Insecta, Hymenoptera, Pteromalidae. Gene Ontology annotation, molecular function: potassium:chloride symporter activity. The record is from RefSeq and is a predicted model, not a curated record. Gene Ontology annotation, biological process: chemical synaptic transmission; chloride transmembrane transport; potassium ion homeostasis. The transcript is spliced from 15 exons. Bases 1486 to 4842 code for a protein of 1118 amino acids.
AGAGAGAGUGAGUGUAAGCGUGCGCGCGGCAGCCCGACUACUGCUGAAACCACUUGUCUGCCUUGGCCCUCUCUCGCCGGUCAACCAGCAGCCGCAGCGCAGUCGUCAGUCCUCUCCUUCUACACACACCUUCUCUCUCUCUCUUUCUCUCUCCCGUAGGUACACCUCUCUCUCUCUUUCUCUCUUCUCUGGUCGAGUGUCUCCGUGUGCGUGCGUACCUUCUUCCUCCUCCGCUUCUUCUCCUCGACUCGCGUCGCGUCUGACGGACACUUGUUGUUCGCCAGCGGUGUGUCGAGUUUUUCGCGCAGUGCAUCAUAUAACACACGCGGGACGGGAAGCUACGAUCGGACGGCAGCAGCAGCAGUAGCGCCGCUUUGUCGAAGGAGAAAGACAGAGAGAGAGAGAGAGAGAGAGAGAGAGAGAGAGAGAGAGAGAGAGAAAGAGAGAGAGCAGAGCGAGGUAAGCGCGCCGGCAGCAGUGGCGCGAAAUAUGAUACACCGAGUGCUCGAGACACGUUGCCGCGCGCUAUCUCUCAUGUGCUCCUGCGGAGCUGUUGCUCGCGCGUGUAUGAUGUUGUGUCGGCGCGGAGAAUGUAGCUUGUGAUCGGUUAUUGUGAAACGAGUGCGCGGUAUAUAAAUUUAGUGUUCGCCGGUUCCGCGUGUGUAACGACGACUCGGCAACAGCGGCAUCGAUUUUCCUCGCAGACGCUCGGAGAGCUUUCGUCACUUCCAACUGCAGUCACUGCACAGGCGGUCUAUAUGUAUAGCUGUGCUCACGCAACGCACCUGCGCGCCUUAUCUUCUCAUUAAGAGGCCGUUCAUCCUCGAGGCCAGCGGCUGCAAUUACCAUCGCGCGCUGUCUUCAUUAGGCGACGCACAUGCGCGCGCUCUCUAAAUUCCUCGUUUAUUCCCACGGGCUCGUUUUCCAAUUUCCUGUACGCGUAGACCGGCUCGAAAAUUUCCCGCACGCGUAUGCACAUCACUAAUUGCACGGCUCUUUCGGUUCGGAUCUCGAAUCAGCGCUUAUUUAUCGCGCAAAGCAAACACGCAGCAUUCAGGUUGGAAUAAAAAAAGAAAAAACCCUCCCGAUCGAUCUCUGCCGAGCAAACAGCGCAGGAAAGCUCUAUCCCCUCUCUCUCUCUCUCUCUCUCUCUCUCUCUCUCUCUCUCUCUCUCUUGCUUUUCCCUCGGAGAUUUCUAUCUCUUCCGUUCAAUCGGCCAGUCGAUUAACGGCCGCGCGCGAAUCGGACAUUGGUCAUUUCGACGCUCGCUCUAUAUACUGUAUACUACAGAGCGGCAGCAGCAGCGGCGCACACGCGCCGGUCGUCGCUCGCGACCGGCUGUGAUAUCGUAAGGGACAGAGAGAAGAAACGAAGCUGCGUAGGAAAGAAGUUUCCCGCGCGGGCGGUGUAUUGACGCAAGUUCAGUGAGAAAGUAUAACAAAGUGUGGAAUAUUGCGCGAGACACUGUGAGUGGCCCGCGACGAGAUGAGCAACUCCGGAGCCAUCCUGCUGUUACCAGCCAAGAAGGGGCAGAUCGUCGAAGGAUUAGGCGAUGGAGGUGAGACGGCCGGGGACGGCGAGCCAAUCGUCAGCGGCAACGCCGAGGACUCGACGAGAUGCGACCAGCUCUACCUGUACAAAGAGGAGUUCGACGACAGGCCGACAGUGGCGACGCUGCUCAAGAGCCUGUCGGAUUACAGCAACACGAUACCGGCGCCGGCCGACCCGGACGCCAAGCCCGCAGCUGGCAAGCCCGGUGGCGCCCGUAUGGGCACCCUCAUCGGUGUCUUUCUGCCCUGCAUCCAGAACAUCUUCGGCGUCAUCCUCUUCAUUCGGUUGACCUGGGUCGUCGGUACCGCCGGCGCCAUCCAGGGCUUCCUCAUCGUUUUCUGCUGCUGCUGCGUCACCAUGUUGACGGCGAUCAGCAUGAGCGCGAUAGCGACGAACGGCGUGGUACCUGCUGGCGGCUCCUACUUCAUGAUAUCCCGAAGCUUGGGCCCGGAGUUCGGCGGCGCCGUCGGCAUGUUAUUCUACACGGGCACGACUCUCGCUGCGGCCAUGUACAUCAUCGGAGCCGUCGAGAUAGUCCUGACGUACAUGGCUCCGAGUCUCAGCAUAUUCGGUGACUUCACAAAGGACCCGAGUAUAAUGUACAAUAACUUUCGCGUUUACGGGACCUGCCUACUCGUCGUCAUGGGCACGAUAGUCUUCAUCGGCGUGAAGUUCGUCAACAAGUUCGCGACCGUCGCCCUGGCCUGCGUCAUCUUCUCCAUCAUCGCCGUCUACGUCGGGCUGUUUGUCAACUUCAACGGCAACGACAAGCUCAAGAUUUGCGUGCUCGGGAAGCGACUGCUCAAGGACGUCGAUAACGAAAGCUGCCGCAAGUACUCGGGUUUAUUGAACAUGACCUUCUGUGAAAGCAUCAAGGGUUACAAAUGCGAUCAGUACUACAUGGACAACAACGUCACCACCCACAACGGCAUUCGCGGACUGUCCAGUGGCGUAUUUCUGGAAAACAUCUGGGGAAGCUUCCAGGAGGAGGGACAGUUUAUCGCCUACGGUAACAGUAAAGAAGACAUCGAAAAAAUCAGGCCGGCGUACAAUCAGAUCCAGGUUGACCUGACGACGACUUUCACUAUCCUUAUUGGUAUCUUCUUCCCUUCGGUGACAGGUAUCAUGGCCGGUUCGAACAGAUCCGGCGACUUAGCCGACGCACAGAAGUCCAUUCCGAUCGGUACGAUCUGCGCGAUUCUCACCACCUCAACGGUCUAUCUGUCAUGUGUCCUACUGUUCGCCGGUACCGUGGACAAUCUUCUACUGCGUGACAAGUUCGGUCAAAGCAUAGGCGGUCGUCUAGUUGUGGCGAACAUAGCUUGGCCCAAUGAGUGGGUGAUUCUGGUGGGUUCGUUCCUGUCUACUCUCGGGGCCGGGCUGCAGUCGCUCACCGGCGCGCCUAGGCUGCUACAGGCCAUUGCCAAGGACAGCAUCAUACCUUUCCUAGCACCGUUCGCCAAGAGCUCAAGCAGGGGAGAGCCUACUCGGGCCCUCAUUCUCACCAUCCUCAUAUGCCAGUGCGGCAUUCUGCUGGGUAACGUUGACUACCUGGCACCCCUGCUCUCCAUGUUUUUCCUUAUGUGCUAUGGAUUCGUCAAUCUUGCCUGCGCUGUCCAAACGCUGCUGCGUACCCCCAACUGGCGACCGCGAUUCAAGUAUUACCACUGGAGCUUAUCGUUCCUUGGCCUCUCUCUCUGCAUCGCAGUGAUGUUCAUGACGAGCUGGUAUUACGCUCUACUGGCCAUGGGCAUGGCCGGCUGUAUCUAUAAGUACAUCGAAUACCGCGGAGCGGAGAAGGAGUGGGGUGAUGGCAUCCGCGGUCUGGCCCUGUCGGCCGCCCGAUACUCACUGCUGCGCCUUGAAGAAGGUCCGCCUCACACCAAGAACUGGCGGCCGCAGAUUCUUAUCCUAGCCAAGCUUACGGACGACCUAGUGCCCAAGUAUCGUAAAAUGUUUGCCUUCGUCAGCCAACUGAAGGCCAGUAAGGGUUUGACUAUCGCAGUCGGUUGCAUAACAGGCGACUUUACUCGACGUUCUGGCGAUGCUGCAGCCGCUAAGCAAGCUCUCAGGAGAACUAUGGAAGAAGAGAAGGUGAAAGGUUUCGUGGAUGUGUUGGUAGCUCAGAAUGUAAUCGACGGUCUGAGUUCGCUGGUGCAGAUGACGGGUCUUGGUGGAAUGAAACCUAACUGCGUGAUCCUCGGCUGGCCUUAUAGUUGGCGCCAGACAGAGAGCGACCGCACUUGGCGCGUCUUUUUGCAGACAAUGCGCUCCGUAACCGCGGCCAAGAUGGCCCUCAUCGUGCCUAAGGGCAUCAACUUCUUCCCCGACUCGACGGAAAAGGUCAUCGGUGACAUCCAUGUUUGGUGGAUCGUUCACGAUGGUGGUCUUCUAAUGUUGCUGCCCUUCCUUCUCAAGCAGCACCGCACCUGGAAAAACUGCAAGAUGAAGAUCUUUACCGUUGCCCAAAUGGAGGACAAUUCCAUUCAGAUGAAGAAGGACUUGAAGAAGUUCCUCUACGAUCUUAGAAUCGAAGCUGAAGUUGAGGUUGUUGAAAUGAUGAAUUCGGACAUUUCCGCUUACACGUACGAGAGGACACUGAUAAUGGAGCAGAGAAAUCAAAUGUUGCGGGAGAUGCAACUGAGCAAGAAGGAGUCGAUAGGAAUCACGUCAGGCUUCAACGAGGUACCAGCCGAGGAAAAUAUGCCUCCGGUCCAGGCGAUCGUCGAUCACCACCAUCAGAACAUGGAGGUGAAGCAGACGAAAGUCCGCUUCCAGGAGCCCGGAGCCCAGCAACAGAAAGUGGCGAUAAGCGGUACCAGUGACGAGCCAGCUGACUCUAACAAGGCCAACGAGGAAAAGGAAAAAGAGAAAGAAAAGGAGAAGGUAGAGACCGUUAACGAGAAAAUUACGCCUACGGGCUCGCCCAAAUCUGGCAAGAAUGCCACUGAAAAGGGUUCUGCCGGAGAUUGCUUGUCGAACCAGCAAGACGCCAAGGAUGGCGGCGUCGAUGACGAUGACGACGAUGAAGAGGAGGAAGAGGAACCCCGCGGCGCUCCAGAAGAGGAUAACGUGAGGCGAAUGCAUACGGCAAUCAAACUCAACGAAGUGAUCGUCAACAAGAGCCACGAGGCUCAACUGGUCAUACUAAAUCUUCCCGGACCUCCGAAAAAUACUAACAUUGAACGCGAAUCAAACUACAUGGAGUUCUUGGAGGUGCUGACAGAGGGUUUGGAACGAGUGCUGAUAGUACGGGGUGGAGGCCGAGAGGUGAUCACCAUGUACUCGUGAAGAGGAGCAACGAUAAGCACGACAACAUCGGCAAUCUACAUCUGCACCUCACACUCGCCACCAAAACCAAGUUUAAUUCUUACACGUUUAAACGACUAUUUCAUCUCGACCAUUUCUUCAGCUACGACUAUGCUAAUACUUACGCGCAUCCGCAGCCGCUAUUUUGCACCGUUUCUUGCGUUGUCCAAUGCCGCGUAAAGUUGCGCUGUAAUCAAUAAAAUCCAUGACAUCCUAAUAACAUUAUCUGUGUGCAUGGCGCGAGUAUGACGGAGAACUGAUAUAGACGACGAAUCAUGAAGUGCAAAGUUAGCAGCGACGUUUCUUCACGUAAAUCACGCCAAAGUCACGUGCCAAAGGUUCGCUUUAUGCGGAAUUUUAAAAGAAUAAAUAGGUGUGCGAGAGUAAAGCGAAUGAAUGACUGAAAUUAAAAUACAAAAUUUCGAGGAGGUGGUGCGCGAUCUUUCGAGCUAGCGAUUUGGGCUGAUGCCGUAGUUGUUCCUCUAGGAACAACGAACAAUUUGGCUUUAACGGUAACCAAAUUUCGCACUGUAAUGAAAUACAAGCGGCCACAACUCCUAGCUGCAUCUGUGAAUCACGAGUUUGUGCUCCGUUUCAUCUUCAUUUACAAUCCAAUCAUUUUGACACAUGACCAAACUCUGAAAGCAUACAUUUAUGUUUUAAUCAACAUUAGCUAUAGACGAGAGAAGUCAAACGAAAGCAACGACUAUCGCAUUACAAUACUUUCAAAUAAACUGAAAAUUUGCACUCAGCCUGUAUACUGUCGAACCUUUGCAAACGGAAUCGCGAUUUCGAACGAAGACUUUUAAUAAAGUAAAUGGUCUUGAUCAAAAGAGAAUAGAAUAAUUUGCAUAAGGAUCAAUAACUGUUUAGCACUUUCGAAAACAAAGAAAAAACAAAAGAUAUUCAACAAACUGUUGAAAAAUAUCUAAAAAAAAUUGUGUUUUACUGAUGAAACCAACUAAAAAAUCAAAAUUUGGUCCGAGGCUAAGGUCGAAGCAUCUACGAAAACCACUGCCACAAUACUUUCUAAAUGCUUCGCGUUUAACCGACGACGCGAGGAGGUGGUCACUUUUCUACAUGCAUUGUCGUCGUUAUUUAGGGAUGAAUGAUGAUCUUAAUAAAACCUAGAUAAUGUAAUAGUAUUAAUCGCUUGAUAGACUCGUGAACUACUAGAAUAUAGCCUAGUCUUUACAUAGUUAUUGUGAAAAAUCUAUUGACAGUUGCGCUCCGGAUCGCGCACGCGCUUCACAAAUUAUCGUGAUUCGCAAAAAAUAAACGAAAUAAUGAAUGCUAAGAAACGGAAUAAAAUAACGAGACAGUAGGAAAAUGUUUGUUAAAUUUUCUCAACUUGAGAAGGCCUAUGCACGCAUGUUGUUGUUUUAUCUUUUCUCGUGAGCAUUUUAAAUAAAGCACACGCGCAUAAACUUGCUGUGGAUUUCACAACUAAUGAUCACGAACAGCGUUAUACUCAAUGAAAUUAGCAGAAACUGAGAACGAUUAGUGGUCGUCCCCCGGCAUUUCGAGUUCCAGUCAUAAAUUUUUUGCGGUGAUGGCGUACUAUGAAUAAUGACGAUUAAAAGAAGAAAAAAAAAUUAUAGCGUACUCAUGAUAGCGAAGAAAUACAAUUACACCAUUGAAUAAGUGUCGCGUGCAUGUUAUCAUUGCGAAGAGAUAAAAAAUAAACUCUCGAAAAAUCGUCGCUUCAUUCUUUAUUAUAGAUAGGACAUCGUAUUAUGCAUAUGUAAUACGUAUACACACCAUUAUAAUAUAGUCUCUCUUUUGCUGAGAUGCAUAUUAUAUACAUGACGUAAACCAAACUACGUAAGAUGAAUCGCGCGUGAAAUCUUUUUAAAAAAAUAUACUUAAAUAAAACGAAAUAAUGACGAAAAGUCUUGUAGAUCGGAGUUUCAAUGUACUUAUAGUCACAUUAAAUUACACGUACGUAAACUAACGUCCUACUACUUAAUCGGUGUCUGUGAAACAAAGUUUACUUCAUAUUACGAAAUAACAAAAAAAGAAAAAAAACAUAAUAUACCUACUCUAUUAUUAUAUGCGAUAACUAUAUUGAGGUAUCGCACUAGGCAAACGGCCCUUUUUUAUUGCGUUUCUUUUAUGUAGGAUAUAUUCGAUUGUUUGAAAGCCACCGUAUGUACAAUAUUCAACGAUGUGUUCUGCAAAGAUGCGCAAUCUAGGUAGUUUUAAUCAAAUUUAUUUCGUGAAAAGAAUUGACGUCAUACGGAUUCUUAAUGCGUUACUUAAACGAAUGAUGAUCUAAUCAUUGUUGUAUAAAUUCGCGUAUUGUCGUUUCAACGUCAUUUUAAAAUUUUGAUUUUUAUGCGUACUUUAUUUUGACAAAAGUCUUACAGUUAUUUAGAAACUAGAUGAUACAAAACGUUUUAAAGCCGUUAAAAUCAAAGGUAAUGAGACGAAAAUUGAUAAUUAUAACGCCCUUAAUUUUAACCGUAUUUUUAAGUCGAUUUUAUUUUGUUUGUUUAUGCAUUACAUAGCGAAAAUAGCACGUAGAGCAUAGGACAUAUGAUGUUUUUUUAUUGUUUUAAAGUUCCCAAAGUUCUGUGUUAGAGUAAAAUGGAUAAAAAAAUGAAUAUACUCGGCCAAAGAAAAAGACCAGCUCGAGGAACGCAUGGCUCAUGCGUUGAGAAAAAUGAGUGAAUCAUUCAAGCAAUACCAAACUUAAGUAACAAAAAUAAUAUUACGUCAUCCGCCAUAUUCACAUAAGAAAGUAUUUGAUAUCCACGUACGAGCUGGCACGUAGGAGUUCAAGAAUCGUAUUAAUUAUUAACGUGCAAACGAGAGGAUAAGAAAAAAAACAUAAUGCGACGUAAAUUUGCAUUACGCUCUGUCGUCCACAUAAUAUACAUGACGUUGCGAUUCGUAUAUUUUAUAAUUUUAAUAUGUUAUAAUUGCUUAAAGACGAUGUAUGAUAUAUUUUAUGUGUAUCUUACUUAGGUACUGGUGGAUUGCAUAUAGUUUAUAUACGAUGGAAAAAAAAUGUUGACUAUUAAAUUAAAUAAAAAGUUGAAAGAUUUAAUUGAUUAAGAAUUUAGACAAGGAAAGGCGGGAAUCAAAACACGAGUACGGGAUUUAAAAAUAAAACGUUUCAGAGAAUGUUAAGGAACGGCGUCAAGGAUUUAAGAAAAAGGUAUAGAUUGAAAAUGGAUGAUAAUGAAAGUUUUCGCAAAGUGAAUUAUAAAAAACGUGUUUUGACUAUGUUGCUAUGAUUGAAAAAAUGUUGUACAUAAAACCCUAGAUAGGUAAAAACGGCUAAAACUAUAUCUUCAAAAGAAAAAAACUACGUAAGGAAAAAAUGACGAUACGCAAAAGAAGCGUAAAACACACCUUUUUCAUGGUUCAAACAGUAUUGCAGUUAUUCUGCUCCGCUUUCAGGUUUUACUAUAAUCGUAUUUUUUUUCAAUGCACAAUGAACUCACACAGCCGCGCGCGUACGACGCGAUCUACCAAGCACAAAUCUUUCAAAAUAAAUAUCAGAAAUAUCCAGGAAAAAUUAAUGAUUUUGCGGUUCGGUAUUUCUGAAAGACGUUUUAAAGUAUUUGGCCUUCGUAGGUUUCGCGCCAACGCGUUAACGCAAAGUGUAACAAGAAAUAAAACAAAUGAUAAAAUAAUUAAUUAAAAGAAAUGAAGUAUAAAAUAUAAAAAGUACAGUAUAUAUGAAAAGAGAAAACAUUAGUGAAAAAAACGUGAAAAAUUAAGAGAUAACAUGUAUGCCUGCAGGUUCGGCAUAUUAUAUUCGUUGAAGCGUAGUACUGCGUCGGCGACAUGUUACUUUUUUCGUUAUAAACGAAAAAAUGUGCAUUCGUAUCUAAAUCACCUCUAGGCUGUGAGACGCGAGCUAAGCAGCGAUAAACUUGCUCGAAACCUCAAUCAUAUGUGUCAAAUCAAGUAAUUUUACCUUUUAAAACAGUGAAGUACCUAUCGUUAUUUCCAUUUAACAUAAAUAGUCUAAUUACCUAAAAACCUUUUUCCGGAAAAACAGUUGACCUCCUUACGAAUGUAAAAGAGGAGCUAAAAAAUAUAAAUGAAAAAAAAAAACUAAAAGCAUGAGAUAAAAU